This is a messenger RNA of Priceomyces carsonii, 2079 nucleotides long. RefSeq names its product serine/threonine protein kinase (gene YAK1). Gene Ontology annotation, cellular component: nucleus; cytoplasm. The record is from RefSeq and is a predicted model, not a curated record. Gene Ontology annotation, biological process: peptidyl-threonine phosphorylation; peptidyl-serine phosphorylation. Bases 1 to 2079 code for a protein of 692 amino acids. Gene Ontology annotation, molecular function: protein serine/threonine kinase activity; protein tyrosine kinase activity; ATP binding. Lineage: Eukaryota; Fungi; Ascomycota; Pichiomycetes; Serinales; Debaryomycetaceae. The transcript has a single exon.
AUGACGUAUAAUUAUAAUUACAAUAAUAGGCAUAAUUCAGUUGGAGGGAACUGGCAAUUGCCCCUUCCACAAGGUUUCAGUGGAGUUGGUCCCAAUUAUCGACCAGAUGGAUCUUUGCUAAAGCUAGAUGGCCAGCAGCAUCCACAGCAUCCACAGCAUCCACAACAGCAACAGAUUCCUGGAUUCAGGAAUCCGUGGUAUUCCCCAAGCGCUACGGGAAGCUCUGGAGGGCUCUCUCCCACAGGUAUACCCUCUAGGUCUCCGACAAGAAACCAGCAAGGUAUACCGCUAUUACAGCAGCAAUCUAAGAGAACUUCUUUUGCAAAUCAAUUGCCCACUACAUAUGAAUACAAUGACCAGCAAGUGAAUGUACCUCCAUUUAUUCACCCUCCUACAAGAGCUGAUAACCCAUUUAACCAAUACUACUCGAAUCAAGAGGUUAACCUUGGAAAUGACAGAAGAAUGUCAGCAGCGGUUGACAAUCUUCAAGUUAAUCUGUCAUUAAAUCAGUUGCAACCGCAAACUGGUAUCGCCUACCCUCCUCAAGAUUUAAAUGGUGCUCCCUUUACUUCUCAGGGCAACAAUCGGAGAUCGUCGGCCACAUUUGGCCAAGGACCUGAGCGCAUGAACUAUUAUCUGACUGGAAGAACGUCCAGAUCUCCUCUGGUAGUUCUGUACCAGCAGUUUCAGCAGCUACUACAGUCUCAAAGGAUAUCAGGGAAGAGAGGUCCAGCUCCAAAAGCUUCCAAGGUUUACAACAAACUAGAUCUUAAACCAAAGGUGCACCAUCAGCCAAAAUAUAGAAGAUGUUCCAUAAAUUCUAUUCACAUAUCUCCAGUAAAUGCAUUGUCAGUGUACUUAACUGACUCAUAUAGCAUAUGUCAACCAAAGAAGUUUCAAUAUUCGAAGUCAACUAAUCCAAAGAGAGUAUUAACGAAGCCACUGGAAGCGAGAUUUAAUAAUGGAAAUGACAACGAGGAUAGUGAUUACAUUCUCUAUGUGAACGAUAUAUUGGGAUCAGAAGAAGGAAGAAAGUACAUGGUGUUAGAUCUUUUAGGUUCUGGAACUUUCGGUCAAGUUGUGAAAUGUCAAAAUUUGAACAAUCAAACGGUUUGUGCAGUUAAAGUUAUCAAAUCAAAACCUGCUUAUAUGAACCAGUCUUUAACUGAGGUAAAACUGUUAGAAUACUUGAAUGCCAAUAGUAAUGGAAACAGUUUUAUUAAGUUAUUGGACACAUUUAUGCAUAAGGAGCAUUUGUGUUUAGUGUUUGAAUUAUUGGCCUCGAAUUUGUAUGAAUUAAUCAAGCAAAAUCAAUUUCAAGGACUAAACAUGAAGCUAGUAAGAGUAAUAGCAAAGCAGCUUUUAGAAGCCAUGUCACAAUUGAAGAGUUUUCAGAUGAUACACUGCGACUUGAAGCCUGAAAAUAUAUUGCUUUGCCAGCCCGAUAAGCCGGACAUUAAAGUGAUCGAUUUUGGAUCAGCUUGCUUCUCCAGGCAGACAAUAUAUUCUUACAUCCAAUCUAGGUUUUACAGGUCUCCUGAAGUGAUUCUAGGAUUACCUUACACAGAAUCGAUCGAUAUGUGGUCGUUAGGCUGUAUUGUUGGAGAAUUAUUCUUGGGCUUACCAAUGUUUCCUGGUACUUCAGAAUAUAAUCAAAUAUGGAAGAUUGUGGACAUGCUAGGAAAUCCUCUGAGGCACAUGUUGGAUCUUGGAAGAAAUACUUCCAACUUCUUCAAUAAAUUACCUCCGAAGUCACCAGAUGGUAAGCCGAUCUAUCAAAUCAAAACUUUCGAGGAAUACGUAGAACAUGCUGCGAAGAAUGGAAAAGAAAGCCAGCUGAAAAAGGAACAUAAGAAUAAAAAUUAUUUCAAACAGAAACACUUAAAAGAUAUUAUUUUAAACUACAAGCUUCCAUCUAAGAAAAUGACCAAUUCAAUGAUAGAAAAAGAGUGUCAGGACAGGUUAUUAUUAAUCGAUUUUCUAUCAAAAGUUUUGAAUUUGAAUCCUUUGGAGAGAUUGACACCUCAAGAAGCAUUGAGACAUCCGUUCGUGAGUGAUUCAAAACAGUUUAGCCCUUAA